GCUCACUGCUACAGACUUUGAUUGCCUCAAGGCGUUGUCGCUCGUUCUUCACAUUCUAUACACACCAGGGCUGUCACUCGUUUCCAGCUCCAUUCAUUCUUUACUUCCUACAAGCGAAGGCAAAAAGGCCGAAUAUUGCAAAAUUAUCUCCUAAGCUUUCUUGCGUAUCCAAAAUCGAUAUACCAACGCCCAACGUCGACCAGCUUACUCCCAAAGCUAUUUGCUCUUCCACUAUCGCUUUUGGCAGCCUGCGCAUCUCAAACUUCAUUCUUUUCUAUCAAUUCUACGAUCAAGAUGCAUUUCACCAAAGCUCUCCUGUUUACCGCCGCGGCUGUCGCGCCCUUCGCAUCCGCUGCAGCGCAAGCUGAACCGACCACGACCAUCACCGUCAAGCUGAUGAGCGUUGGCGCUUCUUCGACUCCUACACCGUCCCCCAGCAGCAGCAGCAGCGUCGUCAGCGUGACUCCAAGCAGCAGCAGCCCCUCCAUUCGACCCACCGGUGGCAUCUAUGUCCCCAGCUCCGGCCGCUGGAACUCAACCAGCUCUUCGAUCAUCAAGGUGACAGUUCCAGCCACCGUCAGUGGCCCCUCGCAGACAAACGCUGCUGCCUCCGCGGCCUCGUCGGCACCAUCCCAGGGCGGCGCCGCUUCCUCGAUCAACUUCUCCGGCCCUCUGACUGCUGUUGCCAUGGCUCUUGCGGGAUUUGCCAUGUUUUAGAGGGUGAAUUGAAGUCUACCAGACAUCCAGCGCUUGAAUAACCACAAUUGAAGCGAUCUCCUUCAUCUUCGGGGUUGGGUGCGGCCGUCCAUGAUCGCGCAUCAAUGUUCGGGGAAUGAGGAAUUCAGACAUAUAUUUUCCUAUAUAUCUUACUUCGCUGGACGAUCCUUAUCGCCCAUCUUGUCAUAUAUACAUUUGCACUCUUCUUCUAACCUGUAUCUAUUGAACUCGACUCCGUCCGCCACGCACACAUUGUUUAAGCGUUAUGAUCUGGGCGCGCUGGUCUGUCAUUCAUCACUUUAACUUCACGUCCUCUAAUUUAUGUCUGUCUAUAACCUUCCUU
This is a messenger RNA of Aspergillus novofumigatus IBT 16806, 1060 nucleotides long. Its product is annotated as putative extracellular serine-rich protein. Bases 295 to 717 code for a protein of 140 amino acids. The record is from RefSeq and is a predicted model, not a curated record. NCBI's taxonomy places the organism in Eukaryota, Fungi, Ascomycota, Eurotiomycetes, Eurotiales, Aspergillaceae. The transcript has a single exon.